This is a messenger RNA of Coffea eugenioides, 2140 nucleotides long. Its product is annotated as protein IQ-DOMAIN 1. Gene Ontology annotation, molecular function: protein binding. The transcript is spliced from 4 exons. NCBI's taxonomy places the organism in Eukaryota, Viridiplantae, Streptophyta, Magnoliopsida, Gentianales, Rubiaceae. The record is from RefSeq and is a predicted model, not a curated record. Bases 335 to 1720 code for a protein of 461 amino acids.
UCUCUUUCCCUCCUCAAGUUAUUGCCCUGUGAUACUGGUUUUUCUCGCGUCUUUCACUCUCGAUAAUGCUCCAUCAGAUGUGCCCAUCACUCGUUCUCUUUCUCUCGUGGGAUUUUCUUUUUCUUUGUUAACAACUGACAACUCUCGUGGCUGUGGGCAUUCGUUAAAGUGUGAAUGGGUGCUGCACAAGACUUCACAAAUACACUACUCAUUCUCUCGACAUUCUCAUGAGUUCCUGCGAAGCAUUUGCAUUUUACGUGUUGUGUAUCAUGAAGGCUGACUUUCAUUUUUUUUCCCUCUUCUCUUGUGGUUGGGUUUCGGGGGCCAUUUAGAAAUGGGCAAGAAAGGAAAUAGCUGGUUUGCAUCCGUGAAGAGGGUCUUCAAGCAUCACUCCAAGGACUCGCCGGAAAAGAAGAAGGAAAACGUAGAAAAAUGGCAACAUGAAGCGCCAGAAGUUGUGUCAGUUGAACAUUUUCCGGCGGCAAGCUCCCCUGAUUUCUCAAAUGGCGAGAGUUUCGAUUCAUCCUCGGCGGCUGAAGACCCCAACCAUGCCAUAGCUGUCGCCGUAGCAACUGCUGCAGCAGCCGAAGCUGCUGUUGCAGCCGCACAAGCGGCUGCUAAGGUGGUCCGUUUGGCAGGUUACGGACGUCAAUCUAAGGAAGACAGGGCUGCUACGCUCAUUCAAUCACGUUACAGGGGAUACUUGGCAAGACGUGCGCUGCGUGCCCUGAAGGGCCUAGUGAGGCUGCAAGCAUUAGUGAGAGGUCAUAACGUCCGGAAGCAAGCACAGAUGACUAUGAGAUGCAUGCAAGCACUAGUGCGUGUGCAGGCAAGAGUGCGUGCCCGCAGAAUUCAGUUAGCCCAAGACAGGCUUCGGAGCAGGAUGGAAGAAGAAGAGGAAAGGCUUGGACUGGGCGAGGAAGCUUCAAGGCGAAGGAGCCCCACGAAGAACAUUGAAAUGGAAUGUUGGGACAACAGAAGUCUGAGCAUAGACAAGAUAAAGGAGCAUUCCAUGAGGAAACACGAUGCUGAAAUGAAGAGGGAAAGAGCUCUAGCUUAUGCUUUUGCCUACCAGCGACAAGAAGAAGACCACAAGUUAUUGCACAACAACGAUCCAAACGGUGAUAAAGAGAGAUUCUUCGGCAGCGAGCAUGAGAAGCCACGAUGGGGAUGGAACUGGCUGGAACAGUGGAUGGCAUCACAGCCAUACCACGCCCGACAUUUGGUACCUCCGCGCGAGACUCCCUACGUCGCAUUAACAUCCACCACCACCGAUGACAUGUCGGAGAAGACUGUUGAGAUGGAUUUGGCGAGCGAAAAUGUCGUCAAGUCCAUCCGCAGCAGCAUUGGAGGGGACAUGGAUCUGAUGGAGACGACGAGCCCAUAUGCAGCAGCUAGGCAGCAGCGACAGUUGGGCUCAGAGUUCGUUCCGAGUUACAUGGCCCCAACUCAGUCUGCCAAAGCAAAGGUAAGGAAUCAUCAGGACUCGAUCAAGAAUCGAAGCACUUCAACAAAGAGGGGAGCGGUUGCUGGGCCAGGGUACGACUCCUCGAGCGCCGGUGGGAGAACAUCAACUUUCCACGUCCCCAGGAGCCCAAACCCAAAGAGCAAUGGAAACCGUGGGCCGGGCAAGUGGAUUGGCGGGGGAUACAGCCCAGACUCGAGCAGCGAGGACAGGGCAUUCCCAUUGCCCUUGGGACUUGGGAGCCCGUGGAUAUAAGACGAUCAUAAUCAUUUUGGUUCUAUUGUGGUUCAGAGUUAUAUGUCAAUCCGCGGUGCCUACAGCAUCUUUCUUAGCUCAUUGUGAAAUAAGGAUUGGUGAUUUAUUACUAGUUCUUGAGGGAAAAAAAAAAGGAAGGAUUGGUGAUUUAUUAGUUCUUAAGAAGAAAAAAAAAAAGGAUUGGUGAUUUAGUAAGAUAGUUUUGUUGGAGCUAAGCUAAGUAGAGUGUUAACUUUCUUUUUUUUUUUUGGGUAUUUGUCAGAAAGGUGGAGAGUGUAAGUGUAAUGUAUGCCGAUGCUUUCCUACUCGUUUCUUGUGAAUUACCGAUGGAUACUUCGUCAGCACGUUAUUCGAAGUUACCAACCACAAGGCUAAUUAAGUUGAAUCAAUCACUUUGCCUGCUGGUAUGUUUAAUGAUAA